Suillus fuscotomentosus is the source of this 654-nucleotide messenger RNA. RefSeq lists its product as uncharacterized. The record is from RefSeq and is a predicted model, not a curated record. Lineage: Eukaryota; Fungi; Basidiomycota; Agaricomycetes; Boletales; Suillaceae. The coding region runs from base 1 to 654 and encodes 217 amino acids. The transcript has 4 exons.
AUGGUUUACUAUGCGUACGUCGAUGACAUCAGCGACGGCUCCUCCCCACGAUACAUUGCUGUUUUCGCCAGCCGUGCAGUCGCCGAUGAGUGGUGGCGUGGCGUGUCCACUUCCGCCACAAAGCCAGUGCUGCCUCCCAUCACCGACACCCAAGUUGCAUCUAGUUUUUUUGGCAAAGUGUUUUUCAGGCUACUGCCAAGUGAUGUCGGAUUUAGUGUCAUUCCGAUUCUAGAUCUCGUGGAUCAUGUUAGCGGGAACUUAUUUUUCAUCCGCUCCAAAGUCUCUCCUAACGAGUAUUGGUACUGUCCUGGAUCGUCGACAGGCAACGUCACGCCUAACUCCAAAGUCUAUGUAUCGUGUACUGAGCGGACCCGCUUCCGGGUCCGCCUCAUCAACGAACGCAAGGACACUACAGGGACCAUCAUGAUUGGCUCUGACGACAUCGCUAUUACCUUAACUUCCACCAACCUAUCCAUCAGAGUCUCCCGCAGCGGCCAUUUGAUCGUUUCGAAAAACCCUGAGCUAGGGCUGAAGUUCAGUUAUUUUGUGAACGGAUUCGGGGUGGCGACUCCUUUGCUGGACAACGAGGGUCAUCGCGAGAAUGUAAAAGAACUCUUCAAGACGGAUGAUGGGGAAGAGUGGGAACUCGCUUGA